CCGCACACAUGUUCUCCCCAGAGCAGGAAAACAUCUCCACCACCUCCUCCACCAAAGUGCCAGUCAAGUACGGGGAGCUCAUCGUGCUGGGGUACAAUGGCUCUCUGCCCAAUGGAGACAGAGGGAGGAGGAAGAGCAGGUUCGCUCUGUUCAAGAGACCCAAAGCCAACGGGGUGAAACCCAGCACAGUGCACGUAGCAUGUACCCCUCAGGCAGCCAAGGCCAUAAGCAACAAGGAUCAGCACAGCAUCUCCUACACGCUGUCCCGAGCCCAAACAGUGGUGGUGGAGUACACCCAUGACAGCAAUACAGACAUGUUUCAGAUCGGGCGUUCCACGGAGAGUCCCAUAGACUUUGUAGUGACGGACACGGUGCCGGGCAGCCAGAGCAACGCGGACACCCAGUCGGUCCAGAGCACCAUCUCGCGCUUCGCCUGCCGCAUCAUGUGCCAGCGCACGCCCCCCUACAACGCCCGCAUCUACGCCGCCGGCUUCGACUCCUCAAAGAACAUCUUCCUCGGGGAGAAGGCAGCGAAGUGGAAGACGUCUGACGGCCAGAUGGAUGGCCUGACGACGAACGGCGUGCUGGUGAUGCACCCUCGCAACGGCUUCACGGAGGACUCCAAGCCCGGCGUCUGGAGGGAGAUCUCCGUCUGCGGGAACGUCUUCACGCUGCGGGAGACGCGGUCCGCACAGCAGCGCGGCAAGAUGGUGGACAACGAGACCCAGGAGCUGGUGGACGGCUCGCUGAUCGACCUGUGCGGCGCCACGCUGCUGUGGCGCACGGCCGAGGGCCUGUCGCGCACGCCCACCGUCAAGCACCUGGAGGCGCUGCGGCAGGAGCUGAAUGCGGCGCGGCCUCAGUGCCCCGUGGGCUUCAACACGCUGGCCUUCCCCAGCAUGCGCCGCAAGGACGUGGUGGACGAGAAGCAGCCCUGGGUCUACCUGAACUGCGGCCACGUGCACGGCUACCACAACUGGGGCAACCACGACCACCACCAACGCCACCACCACCACCACCACGCCGAGAGAGGAGGAGGAGGUGGUGGUGGAGGAGGAGGAGGAGGGAUGGGUGGAAUAGGCAUGGGUGGUGGUGGAGGAGGAGGAGGUAUGGGAGGUGUUGGGGGUGGUAUGAUGGGAGGAGGAGGUGGGAUGGGCGGUUUAGGGGGUAUGGGAGGUGGUGGUGGUAGUGGUGGAAGUCCGGAGGUGAAGGAGCGGGAGUGCCCCAUGUGCCGGGCGCGAGGCCCCUACGUGCCCCUGUGGCUGGGCUGCGAGCCGGGCUUCUACCUGGACGCGGCGCCCCCCACCCACGCCUUCGCGCCCUGCGGCCACGUGUGCUCGGAGAAGACGGUGGCCUUCUGGGGCCAGAUCCCGCUGCCGCACGGCACGCACACCUUCCACGCCGCCUGCCCCUUCUGCGCCCAGCAGCUGAGCGGCGAGCAGGGCUACAUCAGACUCAUCUUCCAGGCCCCAUUGGAUUAGGAAAGAGGACAGGGGGGUUUGGGGAGAUGGAGAUGGCACCGCCCCCCCCCCUCCCUCUGUGGUCUCAUGGGCUUUACCGCACCGCACCGCCCUGCGCCUUCAGACUAGUUAGACUUCUGAGACUUCUGGACCGCCUCUGACCCAAACGGACCGGACCGGACUGGACUGGACUGGACCCGCUCAGCUCAGCUUAGCUCAGCUCUUGCUGUCUCUGCACAGCUCACACACUAUGCAUCUCUCUCCCCUCUCUCUCUCUCUCCCCUCUCCCUCUCCCCUCUCUCUCUCCUCCCUCUCUACCUCUCUCUCCCCCUCUACGUCCUCCAGUGCGAUGGCGCUUGGAGAGUGGGAGGUGCUUGUCCACCAUCCUGCCCCCCCAUCAUGCCCUGCACUAUUCUAGUUCCUGUAGGAGUUCCUGUGUCUGUCUGUCCCAGGCCUUACCCCCUGCCCCGCCCCCCAGUUCUCUAACCAGGCUCUGGCCAGAUGAAUGGGGUUCCGCUUUGCUCCACACUUACAUCUGGGAGGGUGAUGGGUUUUCAGAAGUCGUGGCCUUGCUACCAAUUAAAUCCUUCAGAGUCUUCCUCUGUUCAUCCGUAUGAAGUAUAUUCGAGAAGAUGAUUGAAAUUGCAGAAUCUAUGCCAAUGUCUGACGACAUACGUCUGACGACAUAAUUAUUUUGAGUCCACGAUUAAAGGAGUCAAAGGAAAACAAAUAGUCAAUAAUAAAAACAAAAUGGUACUUUUUCGAAUUCAAACUGAAAUGUUUUAAACUGUAUUAACAUUUUUGGGAUGGAUGGGAAGGGGGGAGGAGGGGAUUUGAGAAAAAAAGGGAGGAAGAAAAAAACGAAGACUGCCAGAUGUUCUCCCCAAGUAGGCUAGUUGCCCCAGAUCAGUGUGUGAAGCUCAGCCCCCUGGUGGACGUUUAUGGAACCACAUGGAAUAUAUCUGGCAAGAGCAAGGUUACCAGGUCUCCAUCUCGCCUUCCAGAUCACACCUCUAUGCAUCCCUCGCUUCUCUGUUCUCACCUCUCCACACCCCCCACCCCUUCCUCUCUCCCUCUCUCGCUCUCUCUUACUUCCCCUUUUCUGUUCUUCCCUCCUCUCAGUCCAGCUCUGGUGGUUAAACUAUGCUUAUAAUUACGUGUACAGUAUAAGCUAGUGUGUCCUCUCUGUUUUGAUUUUUUGUUUUACAAAACUACUACUGCUCAUCCAUCGUUGGGAUGAGUUUACCUUUUUGUUUUCUUUUUGUUUUCUUUUGGGUUGUUGGUUGAGAUUCAGCAAGACUCAAGACUGUCCUUUUGGAAGAAAAAAAAAAAAAAAAAACAUUUUCGCUUUCUCUCGUUUUUAAGUGACCUUUCUAGUGCUUUUUCUUAUCCAGAAUAAAAAAACAGAGUAUAUUUUCAACUAAAUACAAACAGAAAAGUGCAAAAAAAAGAUGCAAAAAAAGACAAGAACAUGAUGUCCCAUUGAGUAGCAGAUGCCUUUGCUGGGUCGAUUUGUAAACAGUGUUUAUUUACUAACCAGCCACGAGGGGCUGUUCUGAUCUGAAGCGAAAUGAUAUCUGUAUUGUCUAUGACUUCUGUGAGUUCAGCGAAACUACACACACACACACACACACAUGCACGCACACACAUGCACACAUGCGCACUCUCACACACACACGCACGCACACACACACACACACACACACGCACUCACACACACUCACUCCCACUCACACACACACACACACACACAGAAAAACACUCUACAUGUAGUUACUUUUGUAGAAAGCUGUUGUUGAUGUUUUUUGUCCUCAUUAACUGAAUAUGCCUAAAAUUGAAAUACUUGGUAAAGUUGUUUUUAUUUAAAUCAGCCGUAUAAAUGUUAAUCUGAUAUAAUCAGUUUAUUAGUGUGUCUUGGGAAGUUGUAGAUCCAUUUUCCUUCAUUAUGGUUUAAUUUCACGCGUUUAUUCUUUUCAUUUGUUGAUAUUGUUGAUGGAUUUUUAUUUUCUUUUUCUUUUGUUUUGCCUUUUAGUUGGAUUCCAGGUUUUUUGGGUCUUAUCAGAGUAUAUAUUUUCAACGUUCUCUUGUAACUGAUGGAAAUCUUAUCAGAUGUCUUUUUUCCCCCUUUUUGUUCGUAGAGUGUGUCUGUGUCUCUCUCUCCCAUGUUUGUAAAGAAGAAAGAAAUGAAAGAAUGAAAUGUAUGUUUGCGUGUACUAAAAAAGAAUACUGUAUCUCUGAUGCAUUACCAUGGCAUUCUCCCAUACUUAAAGCAAUAGAUUCACGUGGAGUUUUACACGCGGGCGUCUGUCUGACUGUGGGGGGGGUUAUUUGGGGGGAGGCGUGACGUGAUAUGACUCAGCCCCCCUCAAUAGUCCCAGCAGUCCCCCUUGUAGCCUUCUCUCGAUAGACAGACAAGCCUGCCCUCUCCCUUUAAGCACAGGCCAAAGCUUUCAGCCCUGUCUCUCUGUACUCCUGUCCUGGAUGUGACUGACUGAGUGAGUUGAGUAACCACCUGUAUUAGUGUGUUGGUGCGUAUGGAUGUAUUUAUGUGUGUGUGUUUCUCUAUGCGUGUGAAAGAGUGAGUGUGAAUGUGUUUGUGUGUAUGUGUGUGUGUAUUACUGUGGCCUUUAACACUGGCCACACACUCUCAGGCCCUCCCCUGUUUCCAGGUUCUUCACCCUACACCGCCGUUACACACCUUUGCUGGGGCGAGCAGUUUUUAAUUUUUCAGACCUUUAUUUCUUUGUUUUUGUUUCUUUACCCAGAAUUCCACAACUCCAAAAGACUUAUACCCCACCGGCUUCUUUGGAAUAGUCAUUGGCCACCGUUCUGUGGCCGUUGCUGAGAAUUAGCAGCACAGCCUGUAGUCUCAGCUUGACCACGCAACAUGUGAAAUGAAAAGGGGACACAAGUCAACAACACCGUUGAUGUGCUUCCACAUUCUUCAAAAAAAUAUACACAGUUUCAUUCUGUUUGGUUUAUCAGGAAGCAUGUCACUGCUGUUGGGGACUGGAAGGCCUUGACUGUCUUCAUAACUGGCAAGGGCUCAGAGCUUAAAACAUGAAGUAUGGUGAAUUCAGGUAAAUUGGGCCACUUUGGGCCAUUCGCUUAUAUGCAAAAAAAAAGAAAAGAAAAAAAGUGGCCCAAUUUAGCUGAACACCCCCUUCUUUUGCAUUGACCUGCCAGCGAAACAAUCAGCCAUGCCCAUUGUCGCAUUCUCAGUGCCCCGAAACGGAGGUGGUCGCCUUCAUCAUCACACAAAGACCAAUUAUGUGGCCUAAAGUGUUGCUUUCACUGGUGAUGCCAUGUUACUUAAGAGGCAGAAACAAAAAAGGGCCUUAACGACAGCAUUGAACAGCAUUAAAAACUCAAAAAGCCUUUUUUUGGCCACUUUUUAAGAAAAUGUAACUUUUUUAAAUUGUAUGUUCCUGAAUGUAGUCUGAGUGAAUGAGCUUUAGCACGCGAAUAUGUCUGUGCACUUGUAACCCCACACAGCCGGAGGUCAAGUGUGUUUCAAAAUUACAAGGUGUAUGGAAAAGACACAGGUGUGUGUGUUGCACUCACAUUCAGCAGCAGCAGGUGUGUGUGUCUGUUCCAUUUGGGAAUAGUAGAUGAAGAGGUGUUCAGUGCACAAAUGUACUCCGCGCUACAACUAAAAUGUAAAGUGAUCAAUGCUCAGUAAAACAAUGUAGCCUAAAUAUUGAGCAUGUGCUUUUGUGUGUAAUUCGUGUGUAUACACACACAAAACAAUGGAAAUGCUUGUGUUGGGUGUGUAUGUAGGCACGUCGGCCACCUAUCUGUGGACUCAUGCGUGUGUGUGUGUGGGGGAGGGGGUGGGGGGGGGAUUGCUGGUACCAUUAAGGAGUUGGCUUGGGUGUGCAUAUACAAGUAUUUUCACAUCAGCUAGCCAUCUUUCUGUGCGUGUGUGUGUGUGCGUGUGACUGAUUGGUCCCAGAAGGUUGGUUUGACCUCUGUUCUGAAUGUGAGGCAGAGACUCCAUUGACCCCUCCACCACACACAUGUAUACACACACAAACUCAUACACACACUGAGCAUCUUUCAUAGAGGACAUGUUUUGUCACCUCAGUGAUGUGUUGGGAGCAAAAAAAUGAUCUCUAUCUCUCUCCUGCCCCAUCCAUUACACACACCCCCCCCCAUCUCUACAUCUGUCCCAUCUCUCACCCCCCCUCCCUCUGUUCACCCCCCCCCCCAUCAUCACAUUGUGUCCCUUACUCUCUGAGUGCUUCUCUUUGAUCCAGUAUUAAGUAUGUUCAAGCUGACCUGUUCAAAGCGCUACUGUGCGGAGUUUCUCUUCGAAGAAACCCAGUGGGCGCCAAGGGCUUUAUUUGAUAUGUCCUGACUGUUGUGUGUGUUUGUUGUCGCCUAACUCUCUGAAGGCUGGCCUGAAUGCAUGCACCACCACCACUACCCCCCCACCCCUCCCCCCUAAAACCACCAACCUACCGUACCUAUCCCUCUACUUCACCGCAGAGUGAUGGGUGCUUCUGUGACCCCCCUCCCUCCCAAAACCUGCCCAACCUUCCUCUGGAAUUUUCCAAUGCUUUGCAGCAACAAGAAAAAAAAUUAAAAGAAAAAAAAAGCUGAGAAUGUUUUUGAUUUUAUCUGUUGUUUUUGUACCAACUUUAAACAAUAAAGAGUUUAAAACCA
Messenger RNA from Engraulis encrasicolus (European anchovy), 6128 nucleotides. RefSeq names its product pellino E3 ubiquitin protein ligase 1b (gene peli1b). NCBI's taxonomy places the organism in Eukaryota, Metazoa, Chordata, Actinopteri, Clupeiformes, Engraulidae. Bases 9 to 1481 code for a protein of 490 amino acids. Gene Ontology annotation, molecular function: ubiquitin protein ligase activity; protein binding. Gene Ontology annotation, biological process: regulation of Toll signaling pathway; protein K48-linked ubiquitination. The transcript is spliced from 6 exons. The record is from RefSeq and is a predicted model, not a curated record.